Molecule: messenger RNA, 1592 nt
Organism: Manis javanica (Malayan pangolin)
Lineage: Eukaryota; Metazoa; Chordata; Mammalia; Pholidota; Manidae
Gene: SIRT3
Product: sirtuin 3
Cellular component (GO): nucleus
Molecular function (GO): NAD+ binding; histone deacetylase activity, NAD-dependent
Source: RefSeq, a predicted model, not a curated record
CUGCUGCAGAAUCCGCAGGCAAUUUCAGAGAACAGAUUGGAGGCACUUUCAUAAAGGAAGAGUUGGGGGCUGUUCUAAGCGGAAAGCCCAUUGGAGGAAGACGACCUCUGUAAGUGGUAUUACAGGUGGAAGAAGGCCCAUCUCUCUCUCUGCUAAUGCCUCAAGCAUCUUUGGAAGUGGAGGCGACAGGAAGGAGGAGAAGCUUUUUCUGCCAGAUGUGGCUGAGCUGAUCCGAGCUGGAGCCUGCCAGAGGGUGGUGGGCAUGGUGGGGGCGGGCAUCAGCACACCCAGCGGGAUCCCGGACUUCAGAUCUCCAGGGAGCGGCCUGUACAGCAACCUGGGGCAGUAUGACAUCCCGUACCCCGAGGCCAUCUUCGAUCUCUCUUUCUUCCACCACAACCCGAAGCCAUUCUUCGCUUUGGCCAGGGAGCUGCACCCCGGGAAGUACAGGCCCAAUGUCACUCACUACUUCUUCCGACUGCUGCAUGACAAGGGGCUGCUUCUGCGGCUGUACACACAGAACAUCGACGGGCUGGAGAGAGUGUCUGGAAUCCCUGCCUCAAAACUGGUUGAAGCGCACGGGUCCUUUGCCUCCGCCACCUGCACUGUCUGCCGGAGACCCUGCCCAGGGAAGGACUUCUGGGCCGACGUGAUGGAGGGCCGGGUGCCCUGCUGCCCGGUCUGCACUGGCAUUGUGAAGCCGGACAUCGUGUUCUUCGGGGAGCUGCUACCCCAGAGGUUCAUGCUGCAUGUCGUUGAUUUCCCCAUGGCAGAUCUGCUGCUCAUCCUUGGGACUUCCCUGGAGGUGGAGCCCUUUGCCAGCUUGUCUGAGGCUGUGGGAAGCUCGGUGCCCCGACUGCUCAUCAACCGGGACCUGGUGGGGCCCUUGGCUUGGCGUCCUCGCCGUAGGGACGUGGUUGAGCUGGGGGAUGUGGUGUGCAGCGUGGAAAAGCUGGUGGAGCUUCUGGGCUGGACGGAGGAGAUCCAGGGGCUCAUGCGGCGGGAAUAAGGGAAGCUCAAUGGAUGAGCAAGAGGGUGAUGGCUGCCCCCGCACCGGAAAUGGUUUCAUGGCGGGGUCACUGCCCAUUUCUGGUGCGAUCGUAUGCCUGGACAGCCUGGGCAGCUUUAUAAACUUCGGGAGAACCACAUGUGCCCCGAGGAAUGGAGCUUGAGGUUGCCACGGGACGUCUGCCCUGUUUCGAGCUCUGCGCUGAUGGAUGGUUGAGUUUAUGCUGAGCCACACUAGCCACCAAGGAGCUGCCUGGCCUACCUUUAUGCUGUUUAGUAUCAGUCUGCUGAAGCUGUUCGUGCCAAAAGCUGCCCUCUGGGGUGACCCUUUUGAACUCAGACUGGCUGGAAUCCCAGAUUGGUUCCACUCUUACUAUGUCCAGACCUCCAGCUGAAGGGCAGGCUCAGCAUUUCUGCCUGUUAGACCGUCAUGGACCACACAGCCUGUCACAUUCUACAGUGUGGUCCUGGGUCCCAAGAAAUGCACUAGGGUCUUCUAGCAUGUUGAUCUCCGUGGUAGAGUUGUUUCUAAUUACAGAAAGUUUGCCCUUCAUUUCUGGCAUGAAAUACACUUUAAAGAUUGA